Lepus europaeus (European hare) is the source of this 10263-nucleotide messenger RNA. RefSeq names its product stonin 2 (gene STON2). The record is from RefSeq and is a predicted model, not a curated record. NCBI's taxonomy places the organism in Eukaryota, Metazoa, Chordata, Mammalia, Lagomorpha, Leporidae. Gene Ontology annotation, biological process: synaptic vesicle endocytosis; clathrin-dependent endocytosis; regulation of endocytosis. Gene Ontology annotation, cellular component: AP-2 adaptor complex; synaptic vesicle. The transcript is spliced from 8 exons. The coding region runs from base 269 to 3103 and encodes 944 amino acids. Gene Ontology annotation, molecular function: clathrin-cargo adaptor activity.
GGGUCCCCCGGGCCGGACGAGCCGGCUCUUCCGCGGCGACUUCCCGGCCGACGCGUCGUGGGACCCUGCGGGCGGCGUUGCAGAUUUUUGCUUGGUAGGUUAACCAAAGGCAAGAAGGUUGAUCUGUCUCCAUUCUAACUUCUGACCCUGGCAAGAUCCUUGUCACAGACCCUGAGCCCAAGUCCAUCGUGCUGCUCUAUCCCCACUCCACCCCAUCACCCUGGGGUGUACCUGAGGUCUGCAGUGUGAUGAUGGUCAGUGUCCUAGCAUGACGACCUUGGACCAUGUGAUAGCUACCCACCAGUCAGACUGGGUCUCCUUCAAUGAAGAGCCACUCUUCAAUGUCCCUUCCAAGGGGGGCACUGAUGAGCACCUCCCGAGAUUGUCAUCUUCCUCAGACCCGUCCGAGAGCUCCUCCGGGGAGAACCACGCAGUGGAUGCAGGCUCCCAGGACCUUUCCCACUCCGAGCAAGAUGACUCCUCUGAAAAAAUGGGCCUCAUUUCCGAAGUGGCCUCCUCUCCUGGCACUCCCGAGCGGCCCCCAUCUGACCUGGCUUCAGCCAUCAGCAACUGGGUUCAAUUUGAAGAUGACACAGCCUGGGCCAACACGUCACCACCUCAUAGAGAAACAGCCCUGACUAUGCCUUGCUGGACGUGCCCUUCAUUCGGCUCCCUGGGCAGAUGUCCUCUGACCUCCGAGAGCAGCUGGACCACUCAUUCAGAAGACACUAGCAGUCCUAGCUUUGGUCCUUCAUAUACAGACCUACAGCUCAUCAGUGCUGAGGAGCAGACGAGCGGCAAGGCUUCUGGAGCUGACUCGACUGACGAGAGGACUGAGUGGCAGACAGGCAGGCAGACGGUGGAGAGUCCUGUUCAAGCAUGCAAGGAGCAUACCUCCACCCGCACCCACGUCCUGGACCCCUCGCCACCCCCACUCCAUCUCAGGAGGAGCCAGAGCCCUGGUGAGGGUCCCGAGGACAAUUCUUCCUCGCUCCAGGAAGAUGAAGAGGUAGAGAUGGAGACCGCUGGCUGGCAGGCGGCUAGUCCAGCCGUGAAUGGGCACCCUGCCCCUCCAGUGACUUCUGCUCGUUUCCCCAGCUGGGUCACUUUUGAUGACAAUGAAGUCCUUUGCUCUUUGCCACCAGUCGCCUCUCCUCUGAAGCCGAAUACACCACCUGUUGCAUCUGUGAUCCCAGAGGUCCCGUGUAACUCAACUGGGUCAUUUAAAAAGAGGGACCGUCCCAAGAGCACUUUGAUGAACUUCUCCAAAGUUCAGACGCUGGACAUUUCCUCCUUAAACCGUCCGCCAUCCAAAACCGAGGCUCCACCGUGGAGGGCAACCAACCCUUUCCUGAAUGAGACUCUCCAGAAUGUGCAGCCCUCCCCCAUCAACCCUUUCAGCGCUUUCUUUGAGGAGCAGGAGAGACGCUCCCAAAACAGUUCCAUUUCCAGUACCACAGGCAAAAGCCAGCGAGAUUCCCUCGUCGUCAUCUACCAAGAUGCCAUCAGUUUUGAUGACUCAAGCAAAAGCCAGUCACACUCUGUUGCUGUUGAAAAACUCAAACAACUCCAGAUUGAUGACCCCGAUCACUUGGGCAGCGCGACACUACCUGAUGAUGACCCAGUAGCCUGGAUGGAGCUAGACUCUCACCUGCCUGGGUCAGCACUCUCCCAGCCGAGGGACGGGUGGCCCAUGAUGCUCAGAAUCCCUGAGAAGAAGAACAUCAUGUCUUCCAGGCACUGGGGACCCAUAUACAUCAAACUGACAGACACUGGGUACCUGCAGCUCUAUUAUGAGCAGGGCCUAGAGAAACCAUUCCGUGAGUUCAAGCUGGAGAUCUACCAUGAGAUUUCAGAACCCCGGCUUCAGAGUUACGAUGAGAACGGCAGGAUCCACAGCCUGCGGAUAGACCGCGUCACCUACAAGGAGAAGAAGAAAUACCAGCCCAAACCCGCUGUGGCCCACAUGGCAGAAAGGGAACAAGUGAUUAAGCUGGGCACCACCAAUUACGAUGACUUCCUGAGCUUCAUCCGUGCAGUGCAGGACCGUCUCAUGGAGCUGCCCGUGUUGUCCAUGGAGCUGAGCACAGUUGGUUUGAAUUACCUUGAAGAGGAGAUAACAGUGGAUGUCAGAGAUGAAUUCUCUGGCGUUGUGAGCAAAGGGGACAACCAGAUCCUCCAGCACCACAUCUUGACACGGAUCCACAUUCUGAGUUUCCUCUCCGGGCUUGCAGAGUGCCGCUUGGGCCUCAACGACGUCCUCGUCAAAGGGAACGAAAUAGUUUCACGGCAGGACAUCAUGCCCACCACGACCACCAAGUGGAUCAAGCUCCACGAGUGCCGUUUCCAUGGGUGUGCAGAUGAGGAUGUUUUCAACAGCUCACGGACCAUCCUGUUCAACCCUUUGGACGCGUGCCGGUUUGAGCUCAUGCGCUUCAGGACGGUGUUUGCCGAGAAGACCUUGCCUUUCACGCUCAGGACGGCAGCGAGCAUCAAUGGGGCGGAGGUGGAGGUACAGAGCUGGCUGAGGAUGUCCACCGGCUUCUCCUCCAACCGGGACCCUCUCACUCAGGUUCCCUGUGAGAAUGUGAUGAUCCGUUACCCUGUGCCCAGUGAGUGGGUGAAAAACUUGCGCAGGGAGAGUGUCCUGGGGGAAAAGUCUUUGAAAGCCAAAGUGAACCGGGGAGCGAGUUUUGGCUCUGCUAGUAUCUCUGGCUCUGAGCCUGUCAUGAGGGUAACCUUGGGAACUGCCAAGUAUGAACAUGCCUUCAACUCCAUCGUGUGGAGGAUCAACCGACUGCCUGACAAAAACUCAGCUUCUGGUCACCCACACUGCUUCUUCUGCCACCUUGAACUUGGCUCUGACCGGGAAGUGCCUUCCAGAUUUGCAAAUCAUGUGAAUGUCGAAUUCAGCAUGCCCACAACUUCUGCCUCCAAAACGGCUGUAAGAUCCAUCUCUGUAGAAGACAAGACUGACGUCAGGAAGUGGGUCAAUUAUUCCGCACACUACAGCUACAAGGUGGAAAUUGAACAGAAAAAGAGUUUGAAGCCGGACUUUGAAGGAGAUGAAUCGGAAAAUCCCAAGGAGUGUGGGGUUCAAUGAGAAAGCCCUACAGCAAGGAACCCUGACCCAAGUGUCACGAUAGGGUGUGUUCCUGAAUAGCUGAAAUUUAAGUCAGUACCUGCUGUGGCCACACCAUUCUAGGUGCAGGGUAUGAGCCCUUGCUGUCUGCAGUUAACGUGCGUUUUAUCAGGAGACCCUGGGGUAGUUGCUUAGAAGAGGCUCACUGACACUGUCACACCUGGAGCACGUGGUCCACCUGGCUUUGGGAGCUUAUUGUGUAAUUAAGUCUCCUUAUCUCCUCUCAGCUUGUCUUGCAGCACUGGUAUGUGGUUUGUUGAGACUGUUAGAGUCAGGACCUGCCACAUCGGUGUGGGCACGAUCUCCUUCUCAUGUUCUCUGUCACUCGUGAGCUCCUGGAGAAGGCAGUCCUGAGAAGUGCAUUACGAAUCCACCUCUGUCACUCCCUCCAGAAAAGGUGCAAAACACAUUUCCCUCCUGGGUCUGCUGGACCUUUGGUAGGCAUCGCCAUUUUUCCCAUGUGAACACCGUGCAACAGGGGUCUUACACUAUUCCUUCCUGGUCCUCUAUUGUUUAGAUUGAAACACUUCUUUUCAUCUUUCUAACAUUUCUGUCAUGGGAUUUGCUAUCCCAAGUCACAAUAAACAAUGGGAAAAAGGCACCAUAGGAUACUUUUUUAGUCUGUGAUUAACCCAAAUUUUACAAAAAGGGUGGCUAUUGAAAGUAAAAUUGAGCUUAUUUUUCUUCAUUCUGGAGAAAAGGGACAUUAAAUGUAAGAUUAUAUUCACUUAAGGAGACAGCUUCAAUCUCUGUGAAUUCCAAAUACAGGCCACUUCUGAUUCUUGAAACACAUGGCUAUAUAUUUAUUAUACCUCAGGGGCAUUUAGGUCUUUUUAUACCUCAUAGCCAGAAGACAGUUUCACGUCUCUUUAAUUCAAAAUUAACCGGAAAGUUAAGCUGAAAAUAUAAUUUUUUAAAAAGCUGCUUAAAAAUAAUGAGCUUUCCCCCCAGAUUCAGAUUUUGAUAUUCUCAGUAUUAUAAUAGAUCAAAAAGGCAAAAGACUGUAGGGUAGAGAUUGGGAAAAGCCAUAUUUUCCUAAUGUUGGGAACAUUAAAUCCUGAUUCCAGGAAUCAGUCUUUUCCUGCAUCUGUUCCUGCUCAGCUUCCUAUUUGUACUUUGAUAUUUUCUCUCAUGAUGAAUGGAGUAAGAGGACAGAAAACAUCCUUUAUCACAAUUGUAGAAGAUACAGAAGUAUCUCCAGUUUCUGGCCAACAGAUUCAAGAUUGAUUUAUUCAGUGAAAUACAUUGAAUUCUAACUAUGUACUGACACUAGGCUAGAAAUCACAAUGUUUUGAAAUAUCUGGACAUAGAACUGAAACUAAAGGAUGAGAUUGAGUAGGUAUUAAUGGAAAACCCUCUAAGUACAGAGUGGAGUGUGCAUAUUUGUGUGCCUCUGUGUGUGUGUGUGUGUGUAAGAGUAUUAGUGGUUUCACAGCAGUUCAUUUAGAAAUGUUUUCUUAGGGAAAUGGGUGUUCAGUUUUUCUAUCAGGAAUAUAUUGAGGCUAUUGACAAAGCUGAUAUAUUCAACCUGUGUUAAUAUUUGUCCAGGGAGCCCUACAUGCGCUGUUGAUUAGCCCACAUCUGGAUACAGGAUUGGGUUCCAUUACUGGUGCCACAUCUUUAAAGAGAGAUAUUAAUAAAUUGUAUCUGCAGGCGGGUGACCAGGGUUGUGACAGGUCUAAUUAUAUAAGGCACAGGGGAGUAGGGUCCUUGCAGAACAGAAGGUAUAGCUGCGAAGGGAAUGCAUAGAGGAGGAAAUGUGUUCAUAGCUGCCUCAGAAUUUCUGUUGAGCUAUAAAAAGGAAGAGGAAUUAGACUUAUUCUCUGUAACUUCAAAGGGCAACAGCAGGAACAAAGAGGAACUUUACAGAUGACAAAUGAUUGCUGCAAUAUAAGAAAGAACUUUCUAAUAAAAGUUACUCUAAAGAGGAAUGGACUGAAGUAGUAGAAUUUCCUGUUGUUGCAAAUGCCAAAUGUUUAAAAUAACGGCCUGUCGCAGGUGCUAUGAAAGGGACUCCUAUUUGGGAUAAAUGACUACCAAAAUCCCUUCUGAAAACAAGUUUAGUCUCAGUACUGAUGUAAUAGGGCUCUCUAACUCCAGUUGUCUUUCCCUUGAUGUUUUCACGCUCUUUGAAAUAUAAUGGUGUCCCCUCUAGAGGUCUUUGUCAGGGGAUUCUAAGCAUACCCCUUCUCCUACUGACCUAAAGGCACUUGAGGUUUCUCCCGGAACAGGCUGGAGCCUUGGAAAGGUGAGUGAAGAUCAUUCCACCACCUUCCUCACUCCCCUGGCUUACCUCAAGGCCCUGCCUCACUGAGCGGCAGCACUGUGUGUUGCUUGUUGGACCCUUCUUUCCUUGGUUAAUUCUUACUGUCUUUGUGCUUUCACCUGGACUCUUAAGUCUUUUUUUUUUUUUUAAACCAAGUUGGGAAAAUUACUUCUAUGCCGUCUACAUUCAGCAAGCAAAUUAUUUUUAAAACCUACUACCCUUGAGUUCAUCUAAGUUACCUCUGUUGUUUUUAGGACAUUGACUCUGGGUAGCAUUUAGGGGCUUGGGGAAUAUAAUCCAGGUUGAACAUCCCUAACUGGAAAAUCUGAAAUCCAAAAUGUUGCAAAAUCUGAGACUUUUGAGGAUUUGCCAUUAAAACCCAAAUGAAAAAUUCUGUUGCAUGCACAAAAUGAUUUAAAAUAUUAUAUAAAAUUACCUCCAGGUCAUAUAUAAAAGAUGUAUAUCAAACAUAAAUGAAUUUUGUGUUUAGACUUGGGUCUCAUCCCUAAGAUAUUUCAUUAUGUAUAUACCAGUAGUGCAAAAGGCAAAACUGUUUGCGAUCGGAAACACUUUUGGUCUCCAGAAUUUAAAAUAAGAGUUACUCAAUCUGUACUAUACAUUUUAGAGCUAUUACUUUACUAUUAACCUACAUACAAAAUACAGCUGGACAAAUUACCUUCAUGAUAAGAUUAUUUGAUAAAAUCAUUUAAUGUAUCCAUUCUACAUUUGUCACCCUGGACUUUUAUUUCUUCUCUUUGUAGUUGCCAAUAAUCCUUUUCUUUUAUCCAUAAUAUGAAUAUAUUAAAGGUGAAUUUAUUUUACCAAUGCAUAGUAUUCCUAUCAGAACAUAAAUUAGACAUCACUAAUGAUGUCUUGCUUUCAUUUGAGUCCAGGACUUCCUUUUUUGACUUUACCAUAACAAAGGAUAAGAAAUGUACUCAUCACAGUAAGUGAAACAACAGAAUGCACAGUACUUUGUGGGGGACCAUUAAAUCCCCUUUGCCUGCUCUUAUAUGCAGAAAUAGUUAUUCUUUAUUGAAAGUUUGUAUUCUCAUAUUAAACAUUGAAGAGGUUCUUUCUCUCUUUUUUUUUUUCUAUUUGGUUUCCCUCCCCAUUUUCUACCUUCCUGUGUAACUAACAAGGUUCAUAAUCUUUGAAAACUUUUUCUUUUUCAUUUAAAAUGCUUCUUGUUUGAAAUGAGACUAAUUUCAAUUGGAAUCCAGUAGUUGGGAACAGGAGUUUAUUUCCCUAGAAACCAUAUUCCUGAGUAAUGUGUUGCAUGAAGAAGGCAAAGCAUGUUAUCUUAUUCUUUGUGUCUCCAAUACUUAGCACAAAGCUUAGAAUAUGAUAGGAUUCAACCACUUUAAAUCCUUGCUGAUAGCACAGAUAUUCCUGAAGUAAGGGUAAAUUAUUAGAUGUCCAGGAAAUGUUUGCUGGAAGAAUACUGACCCUGAGACUCUAAGACUACUUAAACUGUGCUUAUCAUCAAAUGCUCAUAUCAAGGCACAUAAGCAUGCCUUUAGUUCCUACAGAACCUAAACAGUUUUGCUUUCCUCUUAUUCUUGUCUCCAGUCAACUUUCAGCACAUAAGCACUCAAUGUGCUGCUGAUUUUGAGCUACAGUGCACCUUACAUUGAAACGCAUAUUUGUGCCCCAAAGCACAGAAUGGCAUAGAUGCCAUCCACAGUGAAGAUUAUUGAUUCACUUUUGUUCCUGUAAGUAAAACAUCUGUGAUCCCGAGCCUUGUCCAUUUCAAUAGCCAGAGGGAGAAGAAAACAUUUGAUAAAGUGCAUAGCCAGGCUUGGUGUGUUAGGUCUUUUUAUCCCCUGACAUUAGCCACUGACCAAUGUUGCUGUGUAUUUAUUUUGUCACCAUAGAGAGUUGGAGGUCUGAGAUAGUGAGGCCAGAACUCAUCCAGAUGAAGUCUUGGUUUCUGAGCUGAUUUAUAUUUCAUAAUAAGUUUAGUGAUGAGAAGGCAGAGAGAACUGAAAAAACAAUUUUUAAAAACUGUUUAUUUGAGAGGCAAAGAGACAGAUAGAUAGAGCUCCUGUUUGUGGUUGACUCCACAGAUAGAUGCUAUGGAUGGGGCUGAGCCACACCAAAGCUCAGUCCAGUCUCCCAAAUGGAUGGUAGUCACCCAACUAUUUGAGCCAUCACCCACUUCCUCCCAGGGUGCACGUUAGCAAGACGGUAGAAACAGGAGUGGAUCCAGGUAUUGAACCUAAACACCAGUGUGGGACGUGAGCAUCUUAACCACUGGCUAAAAGCUCACCCCUCUGAAGUUUUUUUCUUCAAAGCCUUGGGAAUAUUAAGUCGGUGUGAGUAGGAAGCACUGCCGUUCAGUCUACUUUUAGAUUCUUCCAGCUAGGAGUGGCAACUUUAACUUCUAAGAAUCAUGAUUAUGGGUUAAUAUACAGCAUACCCACAAUUUAAGGCAUGCAAUUUAACAAAUUCAAAUGAAACUAAAAAAAUUAAAUCCACACAUACAAAAAUCUAGUGAACCAAUCACUUCUAACACUUUGCUACCAAGUCUCAUGUAAAUUGUGACAACUCUUUAUAUAAAAUUACUCAAGGCAUCUGUUUUUAAAGAUUAUUUUCUAAACAUUACCAAUGUCUAAGUGCCAGUUCCCUACAAAUCAUCAUUCUUAAUUAUGCUUUCUAUAAAUGAGUCUGGCUUGGGAUAUUCUGACUCAUAUCUAUCCAUUUAAGGAAUUAAAAGUGAAGGAGAUAGAUAAGGUAACCAUCAAUGUUAACAGGCAUAUGAUUGUAAUAUUUUCCCAUGUGUUAGCUAAAGCAAGAGUGGAAUUUUUCCAUUUCUUCUAGUAUUCCUUAGCAAACGCAAAUCUGCCUGAGAAAGCCUAGUCCUUUGUCUUGAGAAUUGGAAAAAAAAAAAAAAAGUAUGUUAACCUGCAACCCAAGCCUUUAAAGACAGAAAGUAUUCAUAGUGUGCUCAGUAGUAACUGGAGAGAGGCAAGAAAUAACUGGGCGCAUAAAGAGCUAUAAAAGAACAGCAUAAAAAACAGAAUUUCAGUAUGAAAAAGUAAAGUGCAGAGAGAUGACAAAUAAGACAUUGGCCACCAAGCCUCAAAAUACUCACACUACAUGCCAUCUCUUAAAUUUGGAAAUAAUAAGCUCUAGGAAAAAAUAAGAUUGCAUAGCAUGGAGAAACAGUUAAUUCAGUUCAACAAGUAUUUAUCCAGUCAAGGUGCUGUGUUUGUAGCGUCGUCUUUCCCUAAGAAGGAGCAAAGGCCAAACACAGGUAUGUUGUGUCAUAAUGGGAAAUUGGCAUUUCUGUGGAUUUUUAAAGGAAACAGGCAUGGACACAAUCAAACAACAGCCAUAUCAAAUGACUUGCUUUUUCCCAGUUGAGCUUCAGUUUCCUAAGACCCAACAACAACAGCAACAACAAGGGCUGGAUUAACUGCUCAGAUCCUUCCCAGCUCUAGUUUUGUGGGUUAUUUAACAAAAUAACAUUGGUGCCACUUUGAAGAACCAAGAAAUUUACAUUUUGAAGGUUGGGAAAAUCAACUGCUUUAUUUUUCCCUUUGCACGGCUCUAUCCUUUACCAUCUGCCCAGGUGACAGAAACAGAGGAACCUGCAAUCCUGUAUACUGCAGUUGUUUUCAAAACACCAAUGAGAAUGGAGGCUCCGAGAGGGUAGGGUAGAGCAGUUCAAUUACUGCUUUGCAAGUUCAGUGACAGAACAGCAGUGUGAGUGUGAAGAGGAACAACUAGGCCUCCCAGACUGAUGUGAAGAUGUUGGUGCUACUUACAGCACAAGUAAGUCUGAUCCUCCAGUGUAGUGAGGAUGUUAGGAUAUAAGCUGUUAGAUUUCUAGGUAUGUCCUUUGAUUUAAAACAAGACUGUAGAAAUUGAGAAAGAAGAAACACUCAGUGAACAUUCUGGGACUAUGUACUAUUUGUAAAUUAUGGCAAUGCCAGAUGAGAGAAAGGGACAGGGUACGCCCCCUCCAUGUUAGUAACAUAAAAAUGUAGUUUAAAUUUUUAUAAAAACAAGUACAAGCUACAAAUCACCAUGUCUUUUGUGAUAUGUUUGAAUGGGAUUUUAGUUUCAUUUCAGGUUGUGGUGUUAGGCAUAAUGGAUCCCUCCCAACUGGUCAGAGUAAGGAAUUCCAGCAACAUCUUCCCAUUCACUCCUGUGUUCUACCCCAGCUCAUACCCUCAGUUCUGGUUGUCAACAUCUUCUACCCUCACUGUGAUGGAAGCUCUAGGCACCAUUGCUCACCUCUUAUGCUUAUCCUACAGGAACAGUUCUGGGAGCACAGAUGUACGGUCACAUCCCAACAGCAGCAUGGUGGGUUUAAAGGUUUUUAAAUAGGGGUAAGAGACAGAAAGUACAUGCAUUCUCUGACAUAAGCCAGCAGUCAUUUCCCCUUUGUGUCCACAUGCCAAAGGAACCUGGGAAAAACUAUCGUAUUCAAGAGAGGAAUCAGAGUCAGUAUUUUCACCAGGGAGUGACAGAGGAGCACUCCAUUUUUGUAAUGUCCUUAAUGAAUUUCAAUGUGUCAAGAUCUAAUGACAGAUUCAGCUGAUCCAAGUCAUAGUCUUCUUCCUCCAUCUUCAUUCAUUGUAACUUCUUGCACUAUUGUGGUUAAUUGUAUAUAAAAACCAGUUUACUUUUUUUUUUUUUUUAGAAAAAUAUGUGCCUAUGUAAUAGUCUACACACUGGCUGUCUCUGUAGAGGUGAGGUUUUAUUUUCAUUGUUCUGCCAAUUGUAAUCUGUAAAACCUUUUUUGGAGCUAUGAAAAUGAACUAUUAAUAAAAAAUGUAAACAAUGUCUCUUGCAAGUUUUAAUGAGGUCAGGCAUAAUGAAGAGUAAUGUUCAUUAAUAAGGC